UUGGGUGAACAAAAUCCCUGAAAAUUACUAUUUUACCCUUACUUUUCCAAGUGGUGGGCCAAACUUUCUCUCUCUACACACUUUACUCACCUUUAAUUAAUCUCACUACUACAUGCCCCUUAACUUUUGCCUCGUGAACCGCAAAUCACACCAAAGUUGCAUUUAAAAAAAAUCGGAGGAAGUAUUUAUUUUUUUUUCAGAUUUGUUUUUAUAGGAAAUAAGAUUACCAAAUGCCCCAAAAUAUAGAGUCUCAGAGUUGAGCGCCAUUGUUCAACCGUUCAAAUUUGCACUUUUCUUCGUCUUUCUUCUUCCCCUCUCUCCUAAAAUGGAGAAACGGCUUCGUUCUUCUCUGCAAAAUUCUGCAGAUACAUUUCUAGCAUCAGCCAUCAAAUUCUCUCUAACAUCAGCUAGACCUUCUCUCAAAACCCUAAUUUUCUCCAUUAAACCUUCUUCAGACAUCUCUUCUUCUCUCCCUCUUUCUCUCCACUCCUCAAUUUCUCACUCAAUUGCUUCCUUCAAAAUCCCAUCUAACCCCAGAACUCCGCCUUCGCCGCCAUUGAAAAAACCUCGAAGAUCCUCUCGAAAUUCAACGACCCAAGUCGAAGAACCCCCCCAACAAAAAACCCAUCUUCACAAUCUUCAAAUCUACGCUUACAUUUCCCUAAUUUGUACAAAACAUCCCCAAAAUGCCUUCUCUGCUGACGAUUUGUUCCCGGCUGUUCGGGAAUUGCACGAUAAUUUGAUCCUUUUCGAGUCUGAUAACGGCCUAUUAUCCGACAUUUCUAGCUUGUGUGAGUUAUGGUGGAAGGAGGAGCUUGUUGGGAGAGAAUUGUUAAUCUCUCAAUUUGUUCCAUUUCUUGUUUCAAGGUCGUUAACUUUAAGGAAAAAGGUUGAUAUUCAUAGGGUUUAUGUAUUGAGGGAAGCUUUUGUGUUGUUUGACUUUGAGGAUGAGAGUAUAGAGGACUUGAAAUUGUUGCUAAUUAGAUGUGUGAUUACCCCUCUUUACUUAAAAACCGAAGAUGGAAGGCGGUUUAUCGCCUUUUUGUUUGGUUUAAGUCUUCAGGUUCUGAAGGAGGUGUUGGCAAUGAUCAAAUCCCAAAUUCCUUUUGGAAGGAAGUCAAUGUUGGAGGCUUAUGGGGAGAUUUUAUUUAAAGGGUGGAAAAGUGUGGAAGGUGAUCUUAGGAGAGAAAUUGAAGAUGGGUUUUUACAGGGUUUGAUUGACAGUGCAACAUUUGCUAGUUCUGCUUCACUUGCAGCUUCUGUUCGCAGGGUUUUAGGAGGGUUCAUCAAUCAGAGGACUACUGAUGGGGUGGAGAAGAUCCUUUUUCGCCUCGCUGAGCCUGUGAUUUUCCGGUCAUUGCAGGUUGCAAAUUCAAAUGUUCGGCAGAAUGCACUUCAUUUACUCUUGGACAUGUUUCCUCUUGAAAAUCCAGAUGCUACAAAAGAGGCCAAGGACACUUUGUUUGAAAAGCAAUCUUUCUUGUUAGAAAAAUUACUUAAAGAUGAUUGUCCAGAUGUGAGGGUAGUUGCAGUAGAAGGUUGUUGUCGUAUUCUUCGUUUGUUUUGGGAAAUCAUUCCUUCCUCAACUAUUACAAAAAUGUUAACCAUCAUUUUUGAUGAUAUGUCGCAUGAUAUAUCCAAUGAGGUUAGACUCUCCACAUUGAAUGGCAUAAUUUAUUUGAUGGGCAAUCCUCAAGCUCAUGAACUCCUUAAAGUACUUUUGCCAAGAUUGCAUAGUUUGAUUUUGGAUUCAGUUCUGUCGAUUCGAAUUGCUAUGGCUGAUCUCCUUCUACUUAUUAUGGAUGUUCGAGGGUUCCAGUUUAAUAAGGUGGUCAAUUUAGAUGUUUUACUGACUACUCUUGCAAAUGAUCAACCACCUGUUGCUCAAAGGAUUGUACGGUUGCUUUUACCGUCGUAUUUUCCAUCAAAGGUCAAUGUAGCAGAAGCAUGCACUCGUGUAAUCACACUAAUUAAAAGGUCUCCUUUGGCUGGUGCAAGAUUCUGUGAGUUUCUUGCAUCAGAAGGAGCAUCUUCAAAGUCUCUCACAGAACUAGUCAGAUUUCUCACUGAUCUAGUCCUUUCUUCUGAUGAACUUGAUGAAUAUCAUACUAAGGGAAUAUUUGUUGCUUUAGGCCACCUUUGUAGAAACCUAGUAAAUGAUUCAUCUCGCAGAGACCCUCUUAAGAAACUAUUUUCAGGUGAAAUACUGGAGGGUUUGUUGGCUGCUGCAAUGCUUGGGAAUGCUCAAUCCUCGUUUUUUGAUAUCAUUUCUGUUGUCUCUCCUAUUGGUGCAAAUGGACUACUUGAACAAUGCUUAGCUGCAGUCUCAAACUGUUGUGGUUUGUCUGGGAAUGAAGAAAAGCAAGCUGAAAUACGCUCUGCACAUAAACUGGCUAUUUCUUGCAAAUGGUUUGACCAGAUGUUUGAGGUUCUAUCAAUGCUCCUGCAAGACACUGUUAUCCAGUGUAAUGAAUACUUCAGUAUAGAAGUACCCAGGGAGAUAACGCAAUCUGCAAAGAGGAAGAAAAGCAGACUCACGAGAGAAUCGAGAAAAGGGAAAUGUGCUAAUGGAAAAGGACCAUUAGCAUUCAAGAACAGCUACCAAAUUUCAGUAGGAAUAGCAUGGCAAAUAAAAGAUCUCUUAGCUUCAGAGAUCAGCCGAAAAGCUAUAUUCAAAUCCAAGCACUUAAAAUUGGUGAUUGUUUCCUUAAAGGUCAUAUCAGAAAUAAGCAUUGGGCACAGUAUGUGUUGUGAAUUUAUGGAUGCAUUGUUGAUUGAUGCAUAUAUGGCUCUUUCUCUGCACAUGACCCUUCAACAUAUUAGUGUCAAUGGCGUUGAUGAUCAUAAUGACAGGGAGAAUAAUACGCAAGGUUCUGGAUUGGAAGAGGAGCAAACACUAGUGGACAAGACAUUGGAUCAUCUUCUCAUCUGUACAGAGAAAGUACUUAGAUCUGGGGGUUUGGCAAAAAUUGGAUCAAUGUUGUCAGGAUGUAAGUUAUGUAACAACAUGGCUGUUCAGCUUCGCAGGCAAAAGCAAGAAGACUCCGAUGUAGAUGAUGAUGGAGCUGCCUUUUCUUAUCGUCGAAAAUUGUUGAAUUCGGUGAAAAUUUGCACCGCAGUUCUGAAGUUCAUAGUCGAUGUUGCAGCAAUGGACCUUAUCUUUCAUAACAAACACAGGGUUUUGGGUUUUACAUCUGGCUAUAUGCAGAAUAUGAUAUCCAUCUUAAAACGAUGCUUUCAUGGCGAAUUGAAGUUUCGGGAGGAACAAUCGAAAGAACUUCAUUUGUGCUUGAAGAGUUCUUUCACUUAUGCCGCGAAGUUGCUCAAUGUAGUUCUUGCAAGCACCACUGAAGAUUCUCCUGCUCCCCAAGAAGUCUUUGAAGUUGCAAAUAAUCUGCUUGAUCUAAUAGCCUCCAUUGAGUUAUAUUGUGGACCUGGUUAUGCAGCACGCGUGGUAAGUUUAGCAAAACAAUGGCUGCCCGAUGUGAUUUUAAGUUUGGGAUCUAGGAACAUGCAUAAACAUUCAAUGGAAGAGAAUGUCUCUCUUCACUUGUCUAGUGAUGGUGAAAUGCAUAUUCAUCCGUGGCUCUCAAUUUUAGCGAGUAUUGAGCUUUAUGAAACUAAGUGCUCUGAAUCAGGCGAUGAGGAAGAUGAUAAAGACGUGGUAAAUGAAAAGUUCCCAGCUUUUAGCAAGCUAAUUGGAAUGAUGGUUCGACUAAUUCGGAUGAAUCACAAAGUUUUAGACGUUGUGGGACUAAUUUUUCUAAUUGGCUCUACAACAUAUUUGUUAAGGAAGGAAUUUCCGUCUGCCUUGGGACUUGUACGCUUUGUUUGCACGAAACUGUUGAGGCCGGAAGACAUACAGUUGGCAAAGCUCAUUAUGAUACUUAGUUAUCUGAAACAGCUAUACCCACAAGUUGAAGGCUGUAUUGAGGGUGCAGAGAACAGUGAAGGGUUACAAGAACUUCUUGGUAUCAAAGCAUUGCUUGAUCCUGUCUGGGAUUAUUCAUGUGAAACCUGAUGUAUAUCGUGAUAAAAUAUUGGAUUUUUCUUAUGCACUCUGAAUAGUUCAGUUCUGUAAAUAAAAAACCUAAAUUCGACUAAAUGCAAUGUAAUACUAGAAGUUUCCCAUGUGGGCGCGACAUGUAAAAAUAAACUUGCAUUAUCAAAUUUUUUGUUAUCUCUUUCCAAUUACUAAGUUUCUUAACGCAGCAAAAACAUGGGUGAUAUUAUGAUAAGAUGCUAGCAAGUGUUUCAAUU
Messenger RNA from Chenopodium quinoa (quinoa), 4260 nucleotides. RefSeq lists its product as uncharacterized. Bases 326 to 4021 code for a protein of 1231 amino acids. NCBI's taxonomy places the organism in Eukaryota, Viridiplantae, Streptophyta, Magnoliopsida, Caryophyllales, Amaranthaceae. The record is from RefSeq and is a predicted model, not a curated record. The transcript is spliced from 5 exons. Gene Ontology annotation, biological process: mitotic sister chromatid segregation. Gene Ontology annotation, cellular component: nucleus; condensin complex.